UUGCAAAACUCCCGCCAGAGGCAAUAGAAACAGAAAAUAGCACAAGACCCAAAAAGACAGGUGUAUAAUAUACAUAAUCCUGAUCCUGCACCUGAUCCUUGACCGAAGAAAGUUAUUCCGCCCGCGAACGUUAAGUGAAGUUAAACAAAUGUGAGCAGUGCCGUCGCCACCAACGCAGCAGCAGGAGCAGCCCAAGAAUCCAACGCAGUUGCACCCCCGCAAACAAAAAGUUCUGGGCCAUGGGCACCAAGGAGUCCAAACACUCCAAUAGCAUAAGCUACGAGGAUUCGGUAAAGCGCGUAAGUGAUGUCGAACUGCGGCGCCUGAGAGAUGCCUUCAAAAAAUCGGCGGGCGUGGGACGGAACUUCCUUAGCCGGAACGCCUUCCAGCAGGACGUGCUCUGCGAGGGAGUGCCGCCGAAGAUCACGGACAUGCUAUAUGCCGCCUGUGGUGGCACUCAGCGCGGCAUCUCCUUCAAUGACCUCCUCUGCGGGCUGGUCCUGAUCACUAGGGGUACCCAGGGGGAGAAGACCAAAUUCUUGUGGAACCUCUACUGCAACGACGCCGGCACCUUUAUUAUCAAGUCAGACUAUGUGCGCAACGUCAAUCUGGCUCCCUUCGAGAGUGUCUCCCUGUUUGCUCAGAGCGAACGCGUCAAUUUCGAGCAGUUCCAGGACUGGAUAAUAAAGCAUCGCAAUGCCACUGUUCUCUCAAAAUGGCUGCUGGCCGACAAUUGUGUCAGUCUUACCUCGGAGCUGGAGACUCCAACGUUUUACCAGAGCCUCGCUGGAGUUACUCAUUUGGAGGAGAAGGACAUUGGAGAUCUAGAAAAAGAGUUUUGGCGCUUGAAGAAUACUUCCCAAAAUGGCCAAAUCGACCUGCAGUUUCUGGGCCCACUUAUCAGCCCACCCAUACCAAAGAACGCGUUGGCGGGACUAUUUAACGCCUUCGACGAGAACCGUGACGGACACAUCGACUUCAAGGAGCUGUGUUGCGGAGUGAGUGCCGCCUGCCGGGGACCGGGAGUGGAGAGAACGCGCUUUUGCUUUAAGAUCUUCGAUGUGGAUCGGGAUGGAGUUCUUAGCCACGAGGAGACGCUCCAAAUGAUCAAUGUUCUGCUGUUGGUGGCCAAACAGAAUCACGAAGCUCAGCAGUACAAGGAGCUGACCAAGCAGCUAGUGAUCAGUGAUCUGUUGGAGUUUGGCCAGCGUAGAAGUCCGGAUGGCACGCCAAGCAAACUAACCCGCGACAAUGUCUCACUGACCGCCGAGGACUUUAUGCUAUGGACCGUGCAGUGCGACUUGAGACUUAUGCAGCCCCUGCUGGACCUGAUCUUCGAGCUCUGUCACAUCGUCUUUGGCCUGUGGCCGCAGUGCAAGCACAUGGAGAACGAUAUAGUCCGGGGAUGGCUGCGGCGCGAGGAACGCAGGCCGUACAGCGUAGGUCAGUUCUGGUACCUGAUCACCCGCGACUGGUGGCUCGGUUGGAUGCAAUACACCCAGCACACGGCCCAUACCUGCGACUAUUGCAAACGCACCGUCCACCAGCGAACAGCUGUCGAUGAGGCGCUAGUAUGCGAUGAGAGCUUUAAUACCCACAGCCUGGAGCAGCACGACAGCUACUCCCUGGGCUCUGGCACUGGUUCGGCAUCAGGAUCCGGGUCGGCGAGCAGUGGGAUCUCCGCCGGUCGCCACUGCGGACCGGUGCGACCGGGACCCAUCGACAACAGCAAUCUGAUCACGGCCAACCCGUUCCGCAAUGUGCGCACCCUCACCGGCGAGGGCGGCCACCUCAAGCGGGACACGCCCCUCGUGCACGGCCACGACUUUGAACUCGUUCCCAAGUCCCUGUGGAAGGCCCUAAAUCGGUGGUAUGGCGACAACCUGCCACUGCCGCGACAGGUCAUCCAACCACCCAACUCUGAAGUGGAACUGGAGCUGUAUCCGCUGAACCUGCGGAUCCUGCUCCAUCAGGCACAACCAUCCCAGACCGGCGUUGGUGGAGGCACUCAACUCGGCAGCUGGGGCUCCACGGUGAGCGGUGGCUACGGGGUCCUGGCCUCCGGAGGCGGAUAUGCGGCCAUCGCGGCCAGCAGCGUGCUUCAACCGCCCAAGCGAUACUUGGCCUACACAGCUGCCUUCAGCCGACUGGCCACAGUGCGCCAGGUGGGCGAGUUCCUCUGCGAGCAGCUGCGUCUCAAGUCGGAGGACAUCCGGCUGUGGCACGUUCCGCAGCUGGACAACGGUGCCAUAUUGCUAGAGGAGGACGCCAUGUGUCUGAAAGAGCUGCUCAUUCGGGACAACGACCAGCUGCUGCUGGAGAUCCGCAACAAGGAUCUGACCUGGCCGGAGGAACUUGGAUCCUUGGCCACCGCUCAGAGUGGCCAGGGUACGGGUGCGCCGGGUGAUCGCCGUCGCCUUACCCGCAGUUCAAUUAUGUCGGUACAUGCGCCCGGAGCCACUGGGCUGCACAACCUGGGGAACACCUGCUUUAUGAACGCCGCCCUCCAGGUGCUGUUCAACACCCAACCGCUGGCCCAGUAUUUCCAGCGUGAGAUGCACCGCUUUGAGGUGAAUGCGGCCAACAAACUGGGCACACGGGGCCAGCUGGCCAUGCGUUACGCAGAAUUGCUCAAGGAGGUUUGGACCGCCACAACGCGCUCAGUGGCGCCUCUUAAACUACGCUUUUGCGUCAACAAGCACGCGCCGCAGUUCGCCGGUGGAGGUCAGCACGAUUCCCAGGAGUUGCUCGAGUGGCUGCUGGACGCACUGCAUGAGGAUCUGAACCGCGUGAUGGAGAAGCCGUAUAGUGAGCUGAAGGACUCCAAUGGACGCCCCGACAAGAUCGUGGCCGCCGAGGCCUGGUCUCAGCAUCACGCUCGCAAUCAGUCCAUCAUCAUCGAUCUAUUCUACGGCCAGUUGAAGUCCAAGGUCAGCUGUCUGGGCUGUGGACACGAGUCGGUCCGCUUCGAUCCCUUCAGUCUGCUCAGCCUGCCGCUCCCGGUGGAGAACUAUGUCUAUUUGGAGGUCUUGGUAAUCCUACUGGAUGGAAGCGUACCCAUUAAAUAUGGUUUUCGGCUCAACUCGGAAUGCAAGUACUCGCAUCUGAAGUACAAGUUGGCCACUCUGUGCUCCCUGCAACCAAAUCUGAUGCUCGUCUGCGAGCUGUGGAACUCACAAAUACGACAGGUGCUGGCCGACGAGGAUAAGUUGCGCACGCAGAGUGCCAAAGAGCUGUAUGUCUUCCAACUGCCCGAGCAGAGUGUGCGGACGCGUUCCAACUCAGUCCUCAGCAUGCAUAUCGAGCAGGGUCUCAAGGACAUUCAGCGCAGUUCCGCUCUUAUCACCGCACAGGACUCGCUGUCUUCGCUGAGCACUCUGCAGACAUCUAGCCACCGCGCCUCGUCCCGAGUCCUUUGCAACGGCCAUGUCCCUGGACUCGAGGUCGAAGUGGAGGCGGAGGUGGAGGUGGAGCCGGCAGAGGUUUCUCGCUACAACAGCAGCGGCAAUAAUUACAAUUCCAUCACUAGCCAUUUCAGCGGAAACGGAAGCGGGGAUAACCAAGUGCACGAACUGCUGCCAGAUGAGGCCGGAAAGGUAAGCCGGUGCUUUGGAAAGAGAGAGUGCAUGCCCCACAGCCUAUUUUGCUUCAAGGAGUCGCUCAUCCUGAGCUCCAGCCCGGAGAACACUUUCAUGCACGGCGCGGCCGCCCAGCAGAAGCGUGUGUCCUCCGCCAAGUUGCUCCACACGGAGAGCAACACCAGUUCCAUGUCGUAUACGAAUCACUCGGGCGAGAACUCCAUGGAGAGCUCGCUGACGGAACCCAUUCCGAUGGCGGAUCUGGCGCCGGUGAGUAGUCGCCAUGGAAGCGGCAGCGAUGACAGCUCCUUCCGGACGUCCCCGAACGAAUCCAGUGGCCUGAGCACUGGGCACACUUUGGGCGCCAGCUUGGAUGUGGACGAACAGGCGGAGGAGGGCAACGAGGAGGAGCACGACCAGCCCGACCAGAUCACCACCUCGCAGCCGGAAACCAGUAGUGGCGUAUACUCGCGUCGCUCCUCACAGCCGACGCACAAGGCGGGCAAGUAUCUGGUGGCCGUGCACCGGAAGAUAACGCGGCACGACAGCUACUUCCUCUCCUACCACAAGACGCGGCCCAGCCUGUUUGGGGUCCCCCUGCUCAUCCCCAACAGCGAGGGCGGCACCCACAAAGAUCUGUACUGCGCCGUGUGGCUCCAGGUGAGCAGGUUGCUCAGCCCUCUGCCCGCCACCACGGAGCAGGCGAAUCAUGCCGCCGAUUGUGAUGACAGCCUCGGCUACGACUUUCCCUUCACGUUGCGUGCUGUUAAGGCAGACGGACUAACCUGCGCCAUCUGCCCCUGGUCAAGCUUCUGUCGAGGCUGCGAGAUCCGCUGCAACAACGACUAUGUACUCCAGGGAGCCCUGCCGCCCAUCAAUGCCGUGGCCAGUAAUACAUCAACGCCAAAAAUGAACACUAAAUUCCCAUCGCUACCAAAUCUGGAGGCUAAACGGACGCCAGAGUACACCGCCUCGUUGUCAUACGCACCGACAACGAAAUAUUUUGAAGACUUUACCAUUGCCAUCGACUGGGAUCCGACCGCCUUGCAUUUGCGCUACCAAAGCACCUUGGAGCGUCUAUGGGUGGAUCAUGAGACCAUUGCCAUAAGUCGGCGGGAGCAAGUAGAGCCCGUGGACCUCAAUCAUUGCCUGCGCGCCUUCACCUCCGAGGAAAAACUGGAGCAGUGGUAUCACUGCAGUCAUUGCAAGGGCAAGAAACCCGCCACCAAGAAAUUGCAGAUCUGGAAACUGCCUCCGAUAUUGAUUGUGCACUUGAAGCGGUUUAACUGCGUAAACGGCAAGUGGGUCAAGUCACAGAAAGUGGUUCACUUCCCCUUCGAUGACUUUGAUCCCACACCGUACCUGGCCUCAGUGCCCCAGGAGACGAUACUGCGGCACAAGGAGCUGCUGGAGCUGAAGAAGGAUUCCGAUUUGCCGAUGGCAAGCAAUGAAGUGGUUAGCGAAAUAGACGAGGACGACAAGGACAAGGAGGACCUUUCAACACAGGCUGGGACAACUCCGGCCACCGGUUCUACAGCGUCCACCGCGAAUAUCCUCCGCCAGAGCAAGAACAUCAAUGCUGCCCGGCGACAACGUCUCAUCUCGACGAGUCUCACCAAAACGCCCAUUGUGGACGGCGAGUUCGAGGACUAUCACCAGCACCGACUCAAGCCAGAGGUGGAUGAGUUCGAUCCCAGAUACCGACUCUAUGCUGUGGUCUCACACUCGGGCAUGCUGAAUGGAGGCCAUUACAUUUCCUAUGCAUCGAAUGCAACUGGUUCCUGGUACUGCUACAACGACAGCUCCUGCCGCGAGAUAUCACAGAAGCCGGUCAUCGACCCGAGUGCCGCAUAUCUGUUGUUCUACGAGCGCAAGGGCCUAGACUACGAGCCGUAUCUUCCGAACAUCGAGGGACGGGCGCUGCCCAACGCCUCCAGCGUACCACUUGAGGUGGACGAGACCGAGGGAGAGCUGAAGAAGCUGUGCUCAAUUUCCUAACUGAUGUCCACUUCCUGGUACCGUGGGCAUCAUGGCUAUGAAGAUUAUAUAAUCCAUUCUUACCCUUUCUGUUCUAGAGACUCUGUGUUUUGUUUCACACCGCGUAUGUUUUGUUAUUUACUAUUCUAAGCUGAUUCUGAUUUUCUGCAAUAGUUGCAUAGCCCAUAAUUAGUUUUAAGCCUACUUCUAUUUUUCUUUGCCGAAAAUUGUUUUUGCAUGUAAUAUACAAAAUUCAAGUUUAGCUUGUAAAUAAUACGUUAAAUUGGUUUGUUACGCCGAACAAAUCUAUUCUCAAUUUUUUCUUGUUGCUUUGUUUGUUUUGUUGUAUAUAAUUUUUAAAUUUGUAUUUGUAUUAGGCCAGCAGUGCCAGCUUGUAAUUAUUUAUGCCAGACCAUGUCGGGAUAUUCCAUUUAAUUUGUAAUUAUUGCUGUAAAUAACAAGCGGAAGUGAAACCCGAAAGUCGAAAAGUUUUAGGCAGUUUGAUAUUAAUUAUGAUCAGCAAUAUUAAGAUGUUACGAAUUUCAUCCCAAGAACUCGCGGACUAUUGUUGGUCUACUCAUCCCGUAUUUACGUGUAUUGAUUGGCUUUGUGUGACGUGCCGAACAGAUUCGGUUCGAAAUUAGUAUUGCGCUUAUUAGAUAUGACUUAAAUAUGUCUAUUGAUUGUGUAUUUGAUAUUUACAAAUUAUAUAUAUACACCCACAGAUAUAUAUACAUACAAAACUUAACUAAUUUAUAUUAAUAUACAUGAACAUGAUGAUAUAUUCGAAACGAAAAGCUAUGAAUAAAACAACUUUUAUCGCUUAAACCA
This is a messenger RNA of Drosophila rhopaloa, 6386 nucleotides long. It is a transcript of the gene Usp32, whose product is annotated as ubiquitin carboxyl-terminal hydrolase 32. Gene Ontology annotation, molecular function: calcium ion binding; cysteine-type deubiquitinase activity. Gene Ontology annotation, biological process: protein deubiquitination. The transcript has 14 exons. The record is from RefSeq and is a predicted model, not a curated record. Gene Ontology annotation, cellular component: Golgi apparatus. NCBI's taxonomy places the organism in Eukaryota, Metazoa, Arthropoda, Insecta, Diptera, Drosophilidae. Bases 240 to 5576 code for a protein of 1778 amino acids.